Chaetomium fimeti is the source of this 953-nucleotide messenger RNA. RefSeq lists its product as uncharacterized. NCBI's taxonomy places the organism in Eukaryota, Fungi, Ascomycota, Sordariomycetes, Sordariales, Chaetomiaceae. The transcript has 2 exons. The record is from RefSeq and is a predicted model, not a curated record. The coding region runs from base 43 to 552 and encodes 169 amino acids.
AGCGAGUCGAGAGAGUCGGCGGAGUCAACCAUCUGCUUCGGGAUGCAUCUUGCAUACCCAUUCGAGGAUGCCGCGGCGACCACCAGCCAUGAUGCACCGGUCUUGUCCCCCGAGAACGGUGCUGGCGGCUCGGCGCCACAGGAUACUCUUCGAUACUAUGUCACAGCGGCGGUCAACACGACCUUAGUGACGCAAUGCGCGCAGGAACUCUUUUCCCUGUUCAUUUUUGCCAUCGCAGCCAAUAUCACCAAGGUUGGCGGGAAGACGACAAAAGCGCCCCUCCAGAGCGGCAGCGUGCGGGUGUGGGAUAACACGCUCCUCACAGCCAUUGCCCAGCAAGCCGUCGAAGCCAAGCUGGCCCCAACCCUGGAGAAGGCCCUCGCGCUGGUCAUUCCCGCCUUUGCACGCCAUAACCUCGUGCCCGUAACGCCGCCUCUCGAAGCUCAAGAGGAAGCAAAGAUGGGGACGCGCAGACGGUGGGUGUCUUCUCGGUAUAGUAACAGUAAGUGCGAGGAAGAGAUCAUACUUAUGGAAUGCAGCCGUAGGGGUUGAGGGUCCUGUCGGUGGGAGAGGUGCUCCUUUGUUGCGCUAAAAAGCUUUUGUCCAUUUUUCUCCUUUUCCACUGUUUGCAUUUCUGUUUCCGUCUGUUUCUGAGUGCACUUCAUGGCGUAAUCACGCGUAUCAUACAGAACCGUGUAAUCUGUACUGAGAUAGUGUCACGAAAAAUACAUGCAGCCCCUCUCUCACACGACACCGUUCCCCCGACAAACGGCUCACGACGCCGGUAAAACUCUCCAACAAAAACGGAAACAGUGAAGUUAUUGACAAAGUGCCCAUCGAAAGAUGCCUCUCCCAACUCUUACCACGCUCGCCCAAUGGGCAGGCAUCGCCAUGCCGACCCUCUACGCCGGUAUGCACCUCCGUCCCCUUGUCCCUCCUCACCCACUCCCCAA